Molecule: messenger RNA, 5208 nt
Organism: Acomys russatus (golden spiny mouse)
Lineage: Eukaryota; Metazoa; Chordata; Mammalia; Rodentia; Muridae
Gene: Mtus2
Product: microtubule associated scaffold protein 2
Cellular component (GO): nucleus; cytoplasm
Molecular function (GO): microtubule binding
Source: RefSeq, a predicted model, not a curated record
CGCCCGGGCUCGUGAGCAUCUCCGGGCGGCCGGGAGGGGGUGCGCGCCUGGGGCCGCUGCAGCCGGGCUGCUGUCGCCAAGGACGGCACCUCACUGGCCGGUAGGAGGGAGCGGCGUCUUUGUCCGGCGAGGCGUCCUCAGGCCCGGCCAUCCCUGCGAGCGGUCGGAGCCGGGUGGCCUGGGCGGUGCCCAUCGGUGAAGUGCGCGGGCGGGCGGAGGGCUGGCUGCGGCCACGGCCCCAGGUACCAGGGUGCCCCGGGCUCGUCACCUGCGCCACCUCUGCCCGCGCUCUGUCAAGUUGCAGAAGACCCGGGUGGGUCAGGAGUCUGGACGCGUGGGCGCGUUGCAAACUCCAGCUGCGAAGGAGCUGCGUGCGGAGGUAGCCCGGCCCGGGAUGCUCCCGGAGGCUGCCCUGGCCUCUCUGCGCACCCUUCUUGGCUCCUCCAGACCCAGGUCUCAUAAACUAGCUGGUUGGCCCUGAGCAGCGAUGGAGCAUCCUGCGUGGUGUUGCUGGUGUCAGGACUAUGGCUGGUUCUGAAACUCAUCCGAAGAGGUUCAAACUAGUGGCUGGAUGUGAAAUCAUCCAAGGAGGAACAGGCAACGGGACAGCUGCCUGUCGCCCUGCAGCUUGAAGGGGGACUGCAUGGCCCGCAGCCCUCGCUGAAGAAGUGACCAUGAGCGUCCCACUGGCUCCAAAGAAGUCCUGUUUCAGCCAAUUGCAAGAUCGCCGAGAGGGAGCGAAAAAUAACAACGAGACUAUUCUAAGUAUGGGCGAUACAAAUGCCAAUCAAGUCAUGUUGGAGGUCAGCGCCUCUCGCGACGGGGUCGAGACACGUGAGCUGCAUGAUGCGCUUGCAAAUGCGAAUGUUAGCCGGCCACAGUACCACAGCCACUUCCAGAAGGAUGCUCCUCACCUUCAGAGCCUUGGGAAAGGGUCUCAGGCUGGCUCCACCGGCCAGAGGGAUCCUCAACCAUCUCUGCCCGUCCAUAGGCAACUGAGUGAGGAACACACAGGAAAAAGAGGUAUCCCGCAGGCCCCCCAGAGUCUCCAGGGCCCAAGUCCGUCCAGCUGGAGGAGUGCAGUGGGUCAAGUCAGUCCAGAGGUUUCCGCUAAGAGGGAGGCUGAAAUUCCCCGGCACGUUCCCAAGGACAAAUUGGCAAAGACCCUUGACAAUGAAGAGCUGAAAAGAGCAGGCAGCUCAGCAGCUGUGGCUGGCAGCCUCGCUUGGGAGAACCCGCACCCCAAGCAUCUGGACACCUCGGAGCCACAGGGCCAUCUGCCUGGGCGUGGGGAGGGGCCACUCGGGACAUCAGUCGAUCACUUCCCAGGGAGGGCUUUAUCUCCAGGUGCGGGCACCUCAGAGGGGAACAUUGUGCGUCCUCCUAAACCACCUACCUCAGAAGCCAGGGGGCCCACGGCGUCAGACACCAAGAUGGAGGGGACACGUGGCCUGGAUGUUUAUAAGGCGCUCAUCGCUCAUCCGGAAUCGACUCCCAGUUCGGCCUUAGCAACGAAGGAAACCCCCAGCCUCCAUUAUCCAGAAAUGUGUAUAGGUCAAGGAACGGGGAAGCCCAAAGUGGAACUCGGAUACAUCCAACCCAGGAGCGAGCAGGGACUAAUGACAUCCCAGCCACAGGGUCUGGGUUGUCAUGAGGAAAAAAGUGUGUCACCCGUAGAGCUACAUGAGAAGGCACAUCAAGAAGCCGUGAGUCAACCUGAAGUGGGACGAGGCAGCAGCCCGGAAGCAGUCAUGGGAGACCGUGCUGGUGCGGAGGGGUUUCCGCAAGCCACCUGUGCACAGGACAGCGCUCCCUCUGGAGAGGCAGGUACUAGCCUUACUGGUAAGAUGUCAUCAGGUGGAGGUAGGAGGGCGAGGGACUUUGUACCUGACCACAGGCAUGCAGCUUCUAUUCCCGGUGAUUCCAAUGAGAGCACGCCCUCCGUGGCCAGCGGGGAGGAGAAGAGGCAGGGCACCGGGACCGCGGACAGUACCAAGUCGCUGUCCCCAGGUCCUUCUCUGGAAGGGAACAGAACCGACGCCUCUGAGCUCUUGGGUCCUCAAAGUAGCAACUCGGAAGCCAGGAAAAGCAGAGAGACAGUAACAUCUGUAGCCGAAAAUAGGAACCUUCUAGAAAAUGCAGCUCAAACUGACGUCACGCCAGCUGGCGUAGAUUCAGUUGUCAGUACCCCAGCUCCUCUCCACCCGGAGGCAUGUGCGAGCUUGACUCCUCACGCCACUCCUCCGGGUAGCAGUUCUCUGUCACCCUCGGUGGCCUCGCCCCCCACUGAUGGUGGGCAGGCGUUGAACACAUCCCCGAAAGUGCCUGACAAGAGCGCCUGCCCCAGUGGGAUCCCCAAGCCUCUUACACAUCCCAAGGACACACCUUCCUCCCAGGAAGCACCAGAGAAGCCGGAAAUGGACAAGACAGAAGAACGGACAGACACGAGGCCUAUCCUUAUGCCAAAACCCAAGCACGUGAGGCCCAAGAUCAUCACUUACAUACGCAGGAACCCCCAGGCGCUGGGUCAGGGGGACGCGUCACUGGUCCCCGUGGGGCUCCCAUAUGCCUCUUCUGCAUGCGGCAUGCCGCUUCCCCAAGAGAAGAAGGCAGCUAGCCGCGACCCUCAGCAGUCCGCCAACGUGUACGAAAAGUUCAAGCCUGACUUGCAGAAGCCGAGGGUCUUCCCCUCUGGACUGAUGGUGUCUGGGAUCAAGCCCCCAGGUCACCAUUUCAGUCAGAUGAGUGAAAAGUUUCUGCAGGAGGUCACAGACCACUCUGGGAAAGAAGACUUUUGCUCUCCUCCCUACACUCACUAUGAGGUCCCUUCCACUUUCUACCGCUCCGCCAUGCUCCUGAAGCCUCAGCUGGGGCUGGGCGCCAUGUCCCGCCUCCCAUCCACCAAGAGCAGGAUUCUCAUUGCAAGUCAGAGGUCUUCAGCAAGCGCCAUCCACCCACCGGGACCAGUAACGGCAGCUGCUGGGCUCUACGGCUCUGACCCUUCAGACCUCAAGAAAGCCCCUAACUCAAGUGCUGCAAAGUCCAGUCUACCAAAAUCUGGGCUCCGUCCUCCUGGCUACUCCCGUCUCCCAGCAGCCAAGCUGGCGGCCUUCGGCUUUGUGAGGAGUUCCAGCGUCUCUGCAGUGCCCAGCACCCAAUCCCUGGACAGCAUGCAGCCAGAGCAGAGCAGGCCGGUCACCCGCUCAGCCUUUGGGAGCGAAGAGCACCCGCCUCUGAAGCAGCCUCCGUCUUCUAAGGAGACACCCAAGGGAGCUGGCCGGGCGGCCCCUGCGCCUUGCUCCAACGCUACGACGCCGCGCAAGAGUUUAUUACUUCCAGCAUCGAAAUCCACUUCCACGCCUGCUGGAGCAAAGAAAGAGUCGCAGAAAGAUCCAGAAGCCAGCAAGCCUGCUGUUUCGUCUCCCAAGAGAACAGUGUCUGCUGCCACCAAGCAUCACUCACCAGGCUACCCAAAACAGAGGACCAUGGCGCCUCGGAGUGAGUUGGCAUCCAAGCCUGACCCGCAGGCCCGUGAGGCAGAGCGGCAGCUGGCCCAGCGGCUGAAGGACAGGUGUGAGUGGCAGGCCAGGCAGCUGGGCCUGGCUCGAGGGGAGCUGAAGAGAGCCAUCCGCGCCUUCGACGCCCUGGCGGUGUCCACUCAGCAUUUCUUUGGAAAGAGUGAAAGUGCCCUUGCGAAAGAAAAAGAGCUGUCAAUCGAACUUGCAAACAUCAGGGAUGAAGUUGCCUUCAACACCGCCAAGUGUGAGAAGCUGCAGAAGGAGAAGGAGGCGCUGGAGCGACGGUUCGAGGAGGAGCUGAGGAGGCUGGGCUGGCAGCAGCAGGCCGAGGUGCAAGAGCUGCAGGAGCGGCUGCAGCAGCAGUUCCAGGCGGAGAGCGCGCGCCUGCAGGCGGAGCACCAGGACCAGCUGCUGCGCAUGCGCUGCCAGCACCAGGAGCAGGUGGAAGACAUCACUGCCAGCCACGAGGCCGCCCUGCUGGAGAUGGAAAAUAACCACACAGUUGCCAUCACCAUCCUGCAGGAUGACCACGACCACAAAGUCCAAGAACUGAUGUCUACCCAUGAAUUUGAGAAGAAGGAGUUGGAAGAAAACUUUGAAAAACUGCGGUUGUCAUUACAGGACCAAGUGGACACGCUGACUUUCCAGAGCCAAUCUCUGCGGGACAGAGCCCAGCGCUUUGAGGAAGCUCUAAGGAAAACCACAGAGGAGCAGCUGGAGAUUGCCCUGGCUCCGUAUCAGCACCUGGAGGAAGACAUGCAGAGCCUGAAGCAGGUGUUGGAGUUGAAGAACCAGCAAAUCCACCUGCAGGAGAAGAAGAUUAUAGAGCUGGAGAAGCUGGUGGAAAAGAACAUCAUUCUGGAAGAGAAGAUCCAGGUGCUCCAGCAGCAGAACGAAGACCUCAAAGCCAGGAUUGACCAGAACACAGUUGUCACCAGACAACUGUCUGAGGAAAAUGCUAAUCUCCAGGAGUACGUGGAGAAAGAGACCCAGGAAAAGAAGAGGCUGAGCCGAACCAAUGAAGAACUACUUUGGAAGCUCCAAACUGGGGACCCAACCAGCCCUAUUAAACUCUCCCCCACAUCCCCGGUGUACAGAGGCUGCUCCUCCGGGCCGUCCUCUCCAGCCAGAGUCAGCACCACACCUAGAUGACAUCACCCUGCCACCCACAGGAGCUCGGGCUUCUGUCCGACUGAGGGAGUGCUGGCGGGCACCCCGUGCGUGCGCAUGCUCAGUAGCUGCAUACAUGCAUUCUAGGCAGCGUGCUCUCUGACCCUUGUUGUGAGACCUUCCUGGUAUUGGCGCUUAGGAAGGUGUAAGCUGCAGAGUCUGGUGUCCAAAAACGUUUUAGUAUAGUUAGAGGCAAGAGAAAAACAACUUCAAUUGUUCUUGAGCGAUGAGCUUUCACAGCAGAAUUUCCGGUCAGUCACAAACAGCUCCUUUUGAAUACAUGAAAACCCCCCUUUUACUGCUGCACGUGUAUAUUCAGAUAUGUGGGUAUACACCCGUGGCGAUUCUGACUUGCAUUUUUUAUAACACAAUGCGCUGACAUAUUUUAGUAACGGUCAGCAGUUUUUCUAACUUGUGCCUAAGAGUUAUUGGGAAAUGAAGAUGCAUUUCUAUCUAGUUUCCUGGAAAUAUUUGUACCCAAAAUAGAGAAGGAAAAAAAAAAACAAAAACAAAAACAAAA